This is a messenger RNA of Chaetomium globosum CBS 148.51, 2295 nucleotides long. RefSeq lists its product as uncharacterized. Bases 1 to 2295 code for a protein of 764 amino acids. NCBI's taxonomy places the organism in Eukaryota, Fungi, Ascomycota, Sordariomycetes, Sordariales, Chaetomiaceae. The transcript has 3 exons. The record is from RefSeq and is a predicted model, not a curated record.
AUGGUGCUCAAUAUUUCCGAAAGUGGUGUGUUGCUCGAUGGCUCGGCCAAAGUCAUGGCUGGGCUUCCUGCCCAAGCAUUUGCCAUCAGUCUGAGCGGGAGCGUUAUUGAGGAUAUGAUUUCCUGCGUUCGGAAUGGCGGGGAUAUCCAAUUGGCGCUGGGGAGCAAUCCGAAAUUCCUAUUCGACGAUCACGAGCUUCGGAUACCCAAGACAUCAGACCCGUCCGGCUACGACCUUUUCCGGACCGAUUCCGAAGACCCCUCGAGCGCAAGCAAGUUCGCCGAACCGACCAUGUCGAUCUUGAAGACCCCCAAACAGCACAAGCUUGCGGUCAAGGCGAAGGCCUCGAGACCGGCAAAGCCAGCAGGAAAGGGAGAAACGGUGAAGAAGGCGCCUGUCCGAGCCCCAGCGAAGUCCUCGAAUGCCACACCAAACACUGCGGCCCGGCCUGCUUCUUCGUCGGCCAAAGAGCCGGGCACACAAAAAGGACCGGAAGACGCUGCGGCGAAGCUCAAGCGCUCGUUUGAUAACCUGGCGGCAGACAAGCGCGAGAACUCUGCUGUUAUUGUUGGUGGUCUGCCCAAUUCCAAAGGGGGGAAGUUCGGUCGAUUGCUCGAGACCCACGCCGGCCCUACGCCUCGGUCAUUACCACCCAGUCCAGCUUUGAGCGGCAUUGGCUCGCCCUCGCUUUUGCCGUCCGGUAACUCGACACAGGAGAGAGCGAAGCAACAGCGAUUUCCUCUCAUGCACGAGUUGGCGGUCCAGGAUUUGUCCCGUGAGGAGCUCUUGGAAAGGUGGGAUGAAGGGACCGAGGAAGAGUUCAACACCGUGCUCGACAAGGUGGCGUCCUUUGACAAGGACAUGCAGAAGUGGGUUUUGCGGAAGAACUGCUGGAAGGACUUGGACGUUUUCGAAUACGACUAUUCGGAUGAUGAACGCCGCCAGAAGGCCAUCGCCAAUGCCAUCAAGUGGUUCGACCGCAAUCGGCUAAGCGCAUCGGACCCCCUUUGGCAGAAGCUGCUCCCCAAGGCGGACCGCGGAAAGGGGAUAUGCCUCAGCAACCUGCAAGUGACGCUUGCCAAGGGUCCCGUGGCAGCGAAACAGCGGAGCGAUGCGGCCAGCGCCAGUGGGGCCGACUCGGACAGAGACGACUCGGCAGCUUCGACCACGAAGGGCAAGGGCGGCGAGCCCAUGUCGAGGUCGAAUUCCCAGACGUCGACAGGGAAAAAGAAGCUGUCUGCAUCGGAAGCACAGGCGAAGCGGCUACUGUCGACCACCAAGAAGAAGCCGCUUCCGGCGCCGACAACCAAGGCAGCGCCGAAAACCUCAGCUCCCAAGCCAGCAGCGAAAGCCCCGCCCGCCAAGGGUGGACGGGUCCUGUCCAAGGAGUUUGUCUCGGAUUCGAGCUCGAGCGACGACGAGGUGCCCCUCUCGUCGUCCAAGGGGAAAUCCAAGCCCGUGGGCGCCCCUGCCCCGAAACCGGCACAACGGGCAGCCCCGAAACCAAAAGCGGCGGCGAAGAGCAAGGAGGUGGCCCCACCGAAGCCGAAACCUGCAGCGCCGGCAAAAACAUCGCCGCGGGAGCCGAGCCAUGAGAGGGAGAAGGACACUAUCCGUGCCCAAGUCAUCGCCAAGCCGAUCAAGCCUAGCGCCGCCAAACGUCCGCGGGAGGCUGACGAUGACGACAGCUCCAGUUCCGGCACCCCUCUCAUGAAACGCGUGAAGCCUCCGGCGAAGCCCCUACCCGCUUCGACGAAGGCACGCACGGCUUCCGAUGCGAGUCAGAACAGCCGCGCGGGCAGCGCCGGGGCAACCGCGCCCAAGGCCAAGAACAACUCGCCGGUCAAGUCGUCGCCCCUCGCUUCCUCGCCGCCAACAAACGCUACGGACGUCGAGCAAGACCGUGCCGCGCUCAGCCGGGCGCGCUACCGUGAGCGGGAGCGAGAACGAGAGCGGGAACGGGAGCGGGAGCGGGAGCGGGAGCGGCGCCGCGAGGCGGCCGUGCGGAGCUCUAGCAGCAACACGGACAGCAGCUCCGGCAUCAGCGUCGGCGCCGCCAAGAAGCGGCCUCCUGCGGACUCGUUGCAAGCGAGCAGGGUCAAGCGGCAGCGGCCCUCCCAAGAGACCGUCGAGCUGGCGGCCAGGUUUAGGCAGUUUUACUCGCGGUACGAGCAGCUCCACCAGGACAUCGCCAGCCACGACAACCCCGACCCGGACAAGCUUAGCGACCUGCUGGAUAUGCACAAGCGGCUGAGCCGGAUGAAGACGGAGAUCUACGCUGCGGUCGAGGUUUAA